This is a messenger RNA of Hyposmocoma kahamanoa, 2606 nucleotides long. Its product is annotated as spermatogenesis-associated protein 6. Gene Ontology annotation, molecular function: myosin light chain binding. Gene Ontology annotation, biological process: spermatogenesis. NCBI's taxonomy places the organism in Eukaryota, Metazoa, Arthropoda, Insecta, Lepidoptera, Cosmopterigidae. The record is from RefSeq and is a predicted model, not a curated record. The transcript has 8 exons. Bases 287 to 1297 code for a protein of 336 amino acids.
UGAUAUGUAACGAAAUAAAUAGUCAAAGCGUAGAGGGAGAACCUCCUACGAGUCAGAGUGUCCAUAGCCAAAUCCAUAUAAUUCGAAAAUUACGCGCGUCACAAAUCACAACACCUACACAUCACAAUAUGAAAUGUCAACAACAAAUUGAUAAGUGUUUCUGCCUUGUUUCUGCUUUGAAAUCUUAUUAUUUAAUAAUGUUUAUCCGAAAGAAAUAGUGUUGCACGUAAGAAUUUAUAAUCCUGAUUAUAAAAUUUCUAUUGUGCCAUGAUUAUGAAGCAGGAAAAUGCCGAAAGUUAUAGAGCUUACAGUAGAAAUAAACGUGGAAAGGGUCUCAUGCCCCGGAGUAUGGCUAUGUCAAGAUGGCCGUGUGUCACUGACAAUAUUUGCGCUUGGCACUAGCUAUCAAACCGGCAUGCUGCCUCCACUUUUCCCAAUUGAGUUCCGAGAUGUCUUUUACUUCCGCAAGACAUUUGAAGAGACUUGUAGUCUGAGCAAUAUUGUUUGUUUACUUAAAGAUGAAACAAUUUACUGUGAGCUGGUGCAAUGGUGUCAAGACUGCACAAGCUGGCAGAGUACAAUACUGGCACAGUACCUUGGAGCUUUGAAUGAUGUGCUGUUCCCACCUCAUAUGUGUUCUAAUGAUGGCAUUGAUUUACUCAUGCGCCGUUCUAAGCAAUUCCCGGGCAUACUAUCCCCGAAAAUCGAGAUAACGACCAAAAUGCGUAUAGACGAGGUGUGGGACUCGGUCGGCGGCGCCCAGCCCAAAUCAGCCAAGAUCAGAGCGUGUACUUGCACACGUCCUGAUUUGGAUACUUCCAGACAAAAGCAAGUCUGCCACACACCACUUUAUCACAGAGUCAAAUGCAAUACAAGACCGCGAUCACGAUCUCGGUCACAUUCGGAUGGUUCGAGGUCGUGCAGCACUUUAUUCACCAAAGGGCAGGAUCCUGUGUUUCCUUGUAAGGCAACCAAAAUCGGGCUGAGCUCAUGCCCUCUUCGCCGGCGUAACAAUAUUGCAGACUAUCAAUUCCAAGUUCAGUACCGCACGAAAACGCCCGCUGUCGACAAUAUGUGGAAAGCACACACUUCAACUACUGACAACAGCAGUGUCGAUUACAGUGAUAACGAUUUUGAUUGCAGACAAAGUAGCAGCGAGAGAAUUGACCAAGCACACGAAAGGCUAAACGACUUAAAACAAAAACUUAUUUUGGAAAGUCGGUUCAUAGAUGUAGACAAGUAUAAUGCCGAUUUACAUCCCUUUGGUUGUAAGAAAAAAGGUAAGGUGAAAAAUUAAGACCCCAGCUUACUUAAAAUAUAAAAAAAAAACUUUAUCAACUGUAAGGGUAGCGUAAUUUUUUGAGCUGUGAGUCGCGGUUUUUGAGUCUAGUAGGUUACGUUCGACGGAAAUUCGAAUAGUGUAAUCGUUCCAUGAAGCGUUAGAUGAUGUUAGAACAAGAAGUACUGAGUACAUCUACUGAAUAUGGAAAGAUUAUGUAAACAUCCAGAACAAUUUGUAAAGUACUACCACAUGCCAAUAAACGUUUCCGUAACCUUCAGUCAUAAUUGCACGCGUGAGUCGGUAAACAACGCACUUUGCGUUGUCGUGUGGCACAAACCGGACUUUAAUAUGAAACCGAAUGCAGCGUAAACUAAGCGACUCAGAAAACGCGACUCACAAUUCAAAAGAUUACGCUUGUCUGUCCUCACUCUUAUUAGUCCUGUUGGGUAAUGUGUUCGUAGCUUAAUGCUUGAAGAAGUCGUGGAGGAAUUACGAACAAUUCGAGGUGUUUGUUUGUAUGGCUGUAGACAAUUUACAUCUUUUUGUUAUCUGACAGAUCGAAGCCCCGUCCGAUAGUUGUUUGAAGCGUUAAUCCAUUACUACGUUUCGAAACUAUAUAUUUUUGAUGUAUUUCAAAAUUGUGUAGUCAUUUACAAUGCUUGUAUAAAAGUUGCGCAUGCGCAUGAAAAUUGUAAAAAAAAUAACUGUACUUAAUUGUAACUGCGCUUGGUCUAACUAUUCCACGUUGAAGCUACCCAUUUCCAGGAAUUCCGGGAUUUAUUUCUCUGCCCUGUUAGUGGGACGUGAUCGUCGAGACAACUUGCGACUUUAAAUUAGACGCUUAUAGAAGCGUUGCAAUGAGGCUACAGCCGCGCCACUAUCAAUUUUCAUACAAUAUUUAGAAGCGCAGUUGCAGCGCCACUGUCGUGACAUGCGCGCGCCAAUUUUGCAGUCACGAUAACUGAACAAAAAUUUACUGAAGGUUGAGACGUGCCGCUGCCGCGCCACAAUCGCGCGACUGUAGCGCUUCUAUAAGCGUCUAAGUUGAAGACGCCCUAAAUGUCAAACUUGUUAAAACAAGCUACUUAGCUGAAUUCUUAAAUUGUAGAAAAUUAAGUUUAACCAAAUUUUAUAUUUUGAAAAUGUAGAAGGAGUAUUUAAAUGCAAUUAUUUAUUAAUACAAAUUUAUCUGUUGUAACGAAUUGUGUUCAAUAAUUUACCUUAUUUAUUCUAUUUAAAUAAUUUAAUGAAUUUACCUUAUUUUAAACUAUUGUUCAUUUGAGUAUAAUGUUAUUAAAAUGAUAUGAUCGUGAAAUAAAGAAAC